AUGUUCUUCUCCAUUUCAGCACGCUUCCUCUCCUUCUCUUCGUUUCCCACUGCAGGUCGCGCUGCUACCGUGUUUCUCCUUCCACCGUCCCAACAUAGUCGCUCUCGUGCUCACCCCCGGUCGCAUGCGCGCGAUUUGUCGCUCCCAUGCCUUUUCCUUUUCUCGAUUGCGCGCUCCGUCCCUCCCGUCUGCUCUUCGUUUCGCAUUUCCGCACUCUGUCCCUCCUGUCCGCUCUCCCUGUCACAUUCACGUGCUCCGUCCCUCCCGUCCGCAGGCCGUUUCGCAUUCACGCACUCCGUCCCUCCCGUCCGCUCUCUGGUUUCGCAUUCACGCAAUCCGUCCCUCCCGUCCGCUCUAUCACGAAUUAUCUAUCUCUGUCGCUCCCUUGCUCUCCCACCGUCGCAUUCUCUCUCUCCGUCUCUCCCCUUGCUCUCCCACCGACGAAUUCUCUCUCUCCGUCCCUCCCUCGCUCUCACACCGUCGCAUUCUCUCUCUCCUUCCCUCCCUUGCUCUCCCACCGUCGCAUUGUCUCUCUUAGUCUCUCCCCAUGCUCUCUCACCGACGAAUUCUCUCUCUCUGUCCCUCCCUCGCUCUCACACCGUUACAUUCUUUCUCUCCUUCCCUCCCAUGCAACCACCAUCACAUUCUCUCUUUCCGUCCCUCCAUCCCUCACACUGCCCCCUCUCUUCCUCCCUCACACUGACCCCGGGGAAAGAGCGGGUGCGGUUUCCAAGUUGGAAACCAGUCGUAAGCGAUUGGUUUUCGGCUGCAGGCGUUUUCCCCGAUGAAGCGUGUGGUUUGCGUGUAUAG
Molecule: messenger RNA, 810 nt
Organism: Closterium sp. NIES-65
Lineage: Eukaryota; Viridiplantae; Streptophyta; Zygnematophyceae; Desmidiales; Closteriaceae
Source: the annotation of a GenBank genome assembly